GGCCCCGCUCCCCUUCUCUGCCCCGCGUCCUGAGUCUUUCCCCUUCUUUCCCUCAGAGGAUGUCUGCCUUCCAGAUCAACCUCAACCCGCUCAAGGAGCUGCUCGGCUUCAUCAAAGUCCUCGAGUGGUUUGCUUCCAUCUUUGCUUUUGCCACCUGUGGCGGGUAUAAGGGCAAAACAGAUAUGCAAGUGAGUUGUCCUAAAAUUGGUGACAAUAAGACGGUUACAGCUACUUUUGGUUAUCCAUUCAGGUUGAAUCAGGCAUCAUUUCAUAAUUCUGCAAAAGACAAUGUGUGUAAUACGACCUGGAGCAGCCAGUUCCUCAUAGGUGACUACUCUUCUUCUGCACAGUUCUAUGUGACAUUUGCAGUCUUUGUGUUCUUGUACUGCACCGCUGCCCUUCUGCUCUAUGUUGGUUACACAAACCUCUACCGGGAGAGUCGUAAACUUCCCCUGAUUGACUUUAUUGUUACUGUUGUUGCCACUUUUUUGUGGUUGGUGAGUGCCUCUGCCUGGGCUAAAGCUCUUACAGAUAUUAAAAUUGCUACUGGACACAGUAUUAUUAAAAAACUUGAUCCUUGUCAGAGCCUGGGAGUAACAUGUCAGUUUGUCUCUGUGACUAGUAUGGGAUCCCUAAACGUAUCUGUGAUCUUUGGCUUUCUGAAUAUGAUACUUUGGGGAGGAAAUGCUUGGUUUGUGUACAAGGAGACCAGCUUACAUAGUCCAUCAAAUACAUCAGCUUCCCACAGCCAAGGAGGUGCCCCACCCCCUUCUGGAAUGUAACUAAAGGAGAAUACACUGUAUGCCAUGUGUGCUGUACUACACCCUGUUGCCAACACCUUGAGAAGCGUUGUUUCUAAUAAAAAGUAACGGCUUUUUCAGUAAAUUGGUGGGUUUAAAAAUUUGCUGCUUUUCUACAUAAAACGUGCCUUUUCUAGAAAUUUAAGAUGUAAAUGUAUUUUACAUGUAAGUUUGAAAAUUCAGGAGCCUGUUAUGAGAUGAUACUUAUUUUUAAGUGAAUAGUAAUUUCACUAAGUUGCCUUCUAAAGUGUUUACACCUUAAACUUUAACACAAGCCUUCAUUCAGAGAACAGUUAUGUCAUGUCAUAAUAUAGGAAAAAUGUAU
This is a messenger RNA of Acomys russatus (golden spiny mouse), 1125 nucleotides long. Its product is annotated as synaptophysin-like protein 1. Lineage: Eukaryota; Metazoa; Chordata; Mammalia; Rodentia; Muridae. The transcript has a single exon. Gene Ontology annotation, cellular component: synaptic vesicle; synaptic vesicle membrane. Bases 60 to 782 code for a protein of 240 amino acids. The record is from RefSeq and is a predicted model, not a curated record.